This is a messenger RNA of Fonticula alba, 5039 nucleotides long. RefSeq lists its product as hypothetical. The record is from RefSeq and is a predicted model, not a curated record. Gene Ontology annotation, cellular component: cytoplasm; spindle; mitotic spindle midzone. Bases 36 to 4895 code for a protein of 1619 amino acids. NCBI's taxonomy places the organism in Eukaryota, Rotosphaerida, Fonticulaceae. Gene Ontology annotation, molecular function: microtubule binding. Gene Ontology annotation, biological process: microtubule cytoskeleton organization; mitotic spindle midzone assembly. The transcript is spliced from 5 exons.
CCCAUACAUUCACACCCCCCUCGAGUCCCAUCAACAUGCAGCCUCGCCCCCACCUGGCUGGUGACAGGCUAUCUUCGGCAAUGAGCAGCAUUGCUGACAUUGGCCGACUGAGCGCCUCGCAGCAGGGCACCACAGCCACCUUCCCGGGCGGCGGCCACCCCCCGAUGACCAUCGCCACCGCGGCCACCGCCACGGUCGGCAUGCUUCGGUACUCCAUGCCGACCAGCGGCUUCAGCGGCCCAGGCGCCGGGGUUCUGCCCAGCGGCCCCAGCGAGGGCAUGCCAUUCAGCAACCCCACCGGUGCCUUUGGCCUGGACACAUUUGCCAACUCGCGCCCGACCGCCUUCUCGCUGGGUGCGGCUCCUGCAGCCGGGCAGCAUCUCCCCGGUCGAGGCCCCCUCCCGGGACUCAAUAUCCAGGCUGGCCACUUCGCAGGUGCCCAGGAAGACAUGUCCUUCGGGCGCACGGCCGCUGCUGCGGCUGCCGCGGCCGCCGCGGCCGCCACCGCCAGCAUGUCUCCUGGCCCGAUUGGCGGCGGGUAUGCCCCGGGAUCCGGUGGUGCGGCUCUGCACCCGCAUCCGGCAUCGCUCCCGGCCAGUCGCGCCGGGUCACUGGCUCCCAUGGGUUUGGCCUCGCCAGUGGCCUCGCCCUUGGCCUCGCCAGCCUCCGGGCUUGGUCGAUUUUCCCUAACAGCGGAUGGCGGCCCCGGCGAGGCGGCCACCGCCUUGUCUCUGUCGCCCGACAUGCAGGCCGAGUGUGACAGCAUCAUGCACUCAUUGUCUGAGCAUGUCCUGGCAACCUUGCAGGAGGUGGCCUGCAUCCACAGUGAAAUUGGCUCGAGCGCCUCCGGCCUCCAGACCGACUGCCUGGCCCUGCAUUCGCAUCUGGCCGAUUCGUGCAAGGCCUUCCUCCAAGAUCGGAUUUCCCUGCGCGAUGCCAUGCUCAAUGAGAUUGCUCACUGCCAAAGUGCCAUCGCCGAGCAGCUUGCCCGCCUGGGGGACUCGCCUUCUCAGGACCCGGCUGGCACAUCCUACAGCGACGGCGCCAUCGGCAACAUCGAGCGGCGCCUGUCCUUCCUUCAGGAAAAGCUCAACAAGCUCAGUGCUCGCGUUGCCGAGCGCCAGGCCCGCAUCACCGCCCUCUUCCAGGAGGCCGUUCACCUGGCCGCGCAAAUCGACAUGCCCGUGGCCGCCGUCAGCAACAUUCUCAGCCAGGCGGACAGCAUUGAGGCGUAUACCGCUCGGGUACUGGCGGCCACUUCACCCCCUGCCAGUGGCCCCGGGGAUUCCAGCUUGCGUCUGGUUGCCGAAUUCGAGGCUGAGGUGGCCCGACUGAAUGGACGCCGCGCGGCCUCUAGCCAGCGGAUCCAAGAGGUUCUUGGCCAAGUGGCUGCUCUGUGGACCGAGCUCGGUGUCCAGCCGGAUGCCGGAUCCUUCGACUGGCUGCUGCUGCAGCCCGGCAGCCCGGCCAAUGGGCUGCCCUCCGAGAAGUUGAUUGCCCACCUGGACCAGACCCACGAGCGCUUGACCCUCGAGCGGGACCGUCUGCGCGAGCAGAAGACCACCCUCCUGCGUGGCAUCGGUCGUCUGUGGGACGCCCUGGACGUGGCCGACCCGGAGCGCGAGGGUAUCCUCUCCUCGGCCGGCGACCUCUCUCCCUCUUCGAUUGCCAUUUGUGAGCGCGAGCUUGAGCGCCUGCGCGCCAUUCGCCUGCAGCGACUGCCGGCCUUCGUGGAGUUGGCCCGCCAGGAGCUGGCCUCGCUGUGGGACGAAAUGCACAUUCCGGAGGACGAGCGUCGGACGCUCUUCCCGCCGGCCUUCGCGGACACCAUCUCCGAGGAUGUGCUCACUGCACAUGAGGAUAUGGUGGAGAAUGUCCGCGUGCAGCACCAGCAGAUGGCCAGUCUGAUCAAUGCCAAGAACGAAUAUAUGGCCCUGUUGGAGGAGGAGCGCCUGUUUUUGGAAAAGACCCAGGACCCUCAGCGCCUUACCCGUCGCGGUGGACCGCGCGUCAAUCUUCUGGAAGAGGAGCGCACGCGCACGCGCCUGGCCCGGCGCAAGCCGGAGCUCCGGCGCUUCCUCCUGGCUGAGAUCGAGCGCUGGGAGGCUGACCGUGGGCAGUCUUUUUUGGUGGACGGCAAGCGGUAUGCUGAUGUCCUGGCUGCGGAGGCUGGCGCGUCAACAGCCAAGGGCGCCGCGGCGGCCGGGCGCCCUGGUGCUCGUGGUCGACCGAGCGUUCUGGCCCCCGGUGGGGCUGGCGGCACCGGCGCUCGGCGCUCACCCACCGGCCAAGCUCCCGCCGCAGGCUCUGCCGCAGGCGGACGUGUGUCUUCCUCUUCGACCGGGGCCCCGGCAGCCGCUGGCCGCCAGCGCUUGGCGUCCCUCUCCUCCAGCUCGGGCCCCACAUCGAGCACCACAGUCACUACCGGCCCGGCCACAGUCAACCGUCAACGGUCGGCGUCCCUCUCCUCGAGCACGGGCCCGACGGCCGGUCGUCCGGCCGCCACCGGCGGCCGGCCUCCCUCGGGCUCGGGACUGUCUUCAUCGAUGCCGGCCAGCGGUCCGACACCGGGCACUGGGGUGCCCCCGCAGCAUGGCUCUCGUCGGCCUCUGUCGCGUUCUUUCACCUCGGGAUCUCGCAAUGCGGCCUCCGGUGCUGGCGGAGCGGCCUCCACUGCGCCGCGAAAUGCCGCCCCCACCAUGGGUUCACGCGGUGCCGGUGGGUCUGCCGGUGGUUCUUCCGGUGGCGCGGCCACAGCCGGCGUGCAGUUUGGCAUCAGUCUUGCCCCGGCUCGACUGGCCGUCGACCCGGAAGCGGCUUCCCUGCCGCCGAUUCCCGGGCGCCAUGGCGGCCCGGCCGGGCCGCAGCUGACUAUUCCCCAUAAUCGCGCGAGCGUCGCCGUGCCCGAGCCAACAUUGGCGAGCGAUCGGCGCCCGGGUGGCCUUGGCGUGAUGGCCCCACGGCCGCGCAUCUUCGACGAGGUGGGAACCAAGCCCGAUCAUCCGAAUUCCUUCGCCUCACUGGCUGGCGGCCCUCCGGCCGGCAAUGCCCCUGGCGCCUCCGCCAGCCGGCCGCCCAUCCCCCCGGCGCCGCCCAGCACCACCGCGUCGCUGGUCUCCUCCGCACUUGACAGUAGCCUUGGCCCCGAGGAGCCGCUACUGGCCAGGUUCUCCCUGGUCGGUGCCGGGGCAUCCGGCCCGUUGGCCGGCGGCGAGCCCGGUGCCCGUCAGCGCGACCCCUCUCCAGGGCUGUCGGUGGAUGAUCUGUCCACGUCUUUGCCGGUGCCAUGCCGCGGCCCGUCAGCGACUUCCCUGGGCUCCUCGCUUGCCUCGUCACAGGGCUCGGUCACCGGCAAACUCGCCGCACCUCCCGAGCCCGCUGCAUCGGCAGCCGCGGCCGAGGCGCCUGUGGCCCCGGCCGCGGCCGCUGAGCCCAUUGUGCCGGCCAUGGCGGCAGCUCCUGCCCAGCUGCCAGCUGCAAGUGUGUCGGUCCAGCCACCGCCACCAGCCGCGCCCGGCCAAUCGUCCACCUCGGCCCCGGUCCCUGAUAUUCUGACCACCCUGGCGCCGCUCACCCCGGCCGUCUCCCGGCUGCGUGGUGCUUCAUCAUCGCUGGCCGACGAAAGUGCCGGGACACGGAUUGCCCGCGCGGCCAAGGAUGUCCCUUGCCUGUUUGAUGUGGUCUUUGACCAGCGCCCCUCGCGUGAUAGCAUUGGCCUGCCGCGGCCGGGCCCCAUGGCAUCCAAGUCUUCCUCGCCGGAGCCGGCCGUGCCCGAAUCCGACCUCCCGAUUGCCAAGUCGAGCAUGCCGCCGGGUGACGCGACAGCUGCCACUUUGCUCGCGGUCUCCUCCACAGAGUCGGCUGUCAGCACCGCCAGCACCACCGGCAGUGCCAGCGACCGCAGCAGCCUCAGCAGCAGCGCCCCGGCUGGCCCCCUGCCGGAGUCACAGCCGCCUUGCCCGCCUGAGCCGAAGCAGCCGUCAGAAAGCCCACUGGUGUCAGCCAAGCCGCCCACCGGUGGACUGAGCAUGUCUUUUAGCCCCCCGAAGUCGCGCGCUUCGGCCCUGCAGCGGCCACCGCCCGACGACCGCGCCCCGGAGAGUGUGCCCAAGCUGGCGGGGGUGGUGGCCACUGCGGCCGUCACGGCCGCGAGCCCUGCUCUUCCCUCCCCCACCACCCUCACAGCCGUUGCCGACAGUGCUGCCACUGUCACCGAGGAUCCUGCCACCGCUGUGGUGGGGGAUUCUCCACUCGCCACCACGGCCACUGUCGCUGUUCCUGGCGGCAAUGUGGCCGUUCCUCCGGUCACUUCGCCAGGGCUCAAUGACAGUGGGCGCGACCUGGCCGUGGCACCGGCGCCCCCCCACGAGCCAAGCAGCAACACCUCCUCGCCCAAGCGCAAGGCCCCUCAUGACGAGCCACCUGGGACCGAGGGGCCCGGCUCCGAAGCCGGGUCUGCCUCUUCCCCCGGGCCGCCUUCUGCCUUGCCAUGUUUCUCGCCUGCCGCCGCUUCGGCCGCGGCCAUUGUCGCUGCCGGCGUCGGGCCCCGGUCGCCCAAACGUUCGCGCCUUUCUCUGGCCGGGGCUGAUGGCAGCUUCUCCCCGGAAUCGGACUCCUUCUACUCGCCCCUGUCGCCGCCGGUGUCGGCCACCGCGGCCGGCCGCCUGAAGGAGGGGGGCCCCGCCUCGCCGGCCGGCUUCUUCUCCGAUUCGGUCAUCCAUCACCCCGCCUCACCGUCGCCUUCGAGCCGCGGGGGGAAGGCCCCCGGUCCUGGUGGUGAAUCAGCUGCCGCCUCGAAGUCGGGGUCCGGGACGGCUGACGCCUCGUUUUCCUCAACAGCCGGCAGCGAUCGCGACUCGAUCGGCCUCUCGCUCAGUUUCAAUGACUUCUUCUGAAAGAGAAACAUGCCGCCGAGGGCGAGCAGGGGGGAAGACGGGUGGGGCCAGGGGAUUGCCCUGCUGUGCGUGGUUGCGCUGCUGUGCGCCCCUCUCCCGACUCUCCUCUCCGGGUUCCCGCCCCUCUUUCUCUCUCUCUCUCUC